Anoplopoma fimbria (sablefish) is the source of this 2094-nucleotide messenger RNA. RefSeq names its product solute carrier family 18 member B1 (gene slc18b1). The transcript has 14 exons. Lineage: Eukaryota; Metazoa; Chordata; Actinopteri; Perciformes; Anoplopomatidae. The coding region runs from base 95 to 1441 and encodes 448 amino acids. Gene Ontology annotation, biological process: transmembrane transport. Gene Ontology annotation, molecular function: transmembrane transporter activity. The record is from RefSeq and is a predicted model, not a curated record.
GCUGCCUCAGCACUGAGCAGACAGGCAGCUCACUGUGUGCCGGUAUGUCACCGUCUCAACCUCUGUCCUGAAUUGGAUACAAAAUAACCCAGAAAUGGACUCGCAAGCUGACCUUCAACAAAUAGACAACAGCACUGCAGCUGAAACGACAGAUCCUCCCCCGAGGAUGACCAGACAGCAGAUCCUCACCUUAAUAUCUAUGGCAUCUGUCAACUUCAGUUCAAUGGUCUGCUACUCAAUAUUAGGCCCUUUUUUCCCCAAUGAGGCAGUAAAGAAGGGAGCCAGUCAAACUGUCAUCGGUCUCAUAUUUGGCUGCUACGCUGUCUGCAAUCUAAUUGGCUCAUUGAUCAUGGGAAAAUAUAUUGUCCAGAUUGGUGCAAAGUUCAUGCUUGUGGCGGGGCUUUUCGUGUCGUCAGGCUGCACCAUCCUGUUUGGGUUACUCGACCGUGUUCCUGCGGGAACCCCUUUCAUAACUCUGUGCUUUGUUGUGAGGUCCAUAGACGCUUUUGGCUUUGCCGCUGCGAUAACCUCCACUUUUGCCACGACAGCAAAGAUUUUUCCAAACAAUGUGGCAACUGUUUUGGGGAGUUUGGAGGUUUUCACAGGACUUGGUCUUAUUCUGGGGCCACCGGUCGGAGGGUGGUUCUACCAGUCUUUUGGAUAUGAAGUCCCUUUUAUGCUCCUUGGAUGUUUCUUGCUGAUUAUGGUUCCUUUCAACAUAUACGUCUUGCCAAGCAUUGAAGCUGACCCCUCGAAGGAUUCGUUCCUUCCGCUCCUCACCAAAGUGAAAAUCGUCCUGAUGUGCUAUGCCAUAUUCACUCUCAGUUCAGGUCUGGGCUUCUUGGAUGCCACGUUGUCCCUGUUUGCCAUGGAGAAGUUUAAUCUCUCAGCUGGCUACGUGGGACUCAUCCUCCUUGGUUUGUCGUUACCUUACUGCCUGGUAUCACCGCUGAUUGGGUACAUAACUGAUAAAUAUCCUUCCACCAGGUGUUGGUUCAUGGUGUCAGGAGGAACCGCCACAGCAUUUGGUUUCUUUAUGCUUGGCCCCGUUCCUUUCCUUCACAUCCCGAGUCAGCUGUGGUUGGUGAUCAUCAUGCUCGGUGUGAUUGGGCUUUCUCUGGGCAUGACUGCAAUACCCACGUUCCCUGAGAUCAUCACAUGUGCAUAUGAACAAGGUUAUGAAGAAGGGCUAAGCACUCUAGGAAUGGUGUCUGGACUGUUUGGGGCAUUUUGGUCCUUGGGGAUGUUUUAUGGCCCAAUAGUGGGUGGCCUUAUCACGCAGCAUCUGAGCUUUGAGUGGGCAGCUGCAAUCCAAGGAGGCUUAGCGUUUUUGGGUGCCUUCCUUCUUGCUGUGUAUUACCUCACUCAUCCUCAACAACAACAAAGCGUUCAAAAAGACAGUGGAGCAACUGAUGAAAGCACGCCUCUCCUGACUGACUGAAGCCCUCAGCAACAUGUGGAAGGACGCCAUGUCGAACUAAACCAGAUCUUAACGUGUCAGCUGCUUUUGGUCAGCCUCCUUUUUUAUGUUUUGUAAAAGUUGCAGAGAUUGUAAUGCUUUUGUAGGAGUCAUAGAAAUAUAUUUGUCAAAUUAUCGUUUUUAUGAAAUAUUUACAAAAUGUUUGGAUCCUAAACAACAGCCUUAAAAAACAAAGCAGUACUUCAUUUAUAACUUUACAUGAGAAUUUAAAUAGAUGAUUUCGUAUUGUGAAUGAGGAUAAAUGAAAGUAAUAUGAAUGAAUAUAGUUAACCACUGGAAUGUCCAAACUAAAUGUGCCUUUUGUUCUCAAGCUCAGCUGUAAUAAUGAUCUUAGUUUUCUGCAUCACAUGACCUGGAUUUCAUGUCGAAGUUAGCCAAGAUCUGCUGACCACAUUCAUGGCAACAUGAAGGAAAUAAGAAUGUUAUGAGCUAUGGAUAUAUUAUUUGGCUCAUAAUUAACCUCAGAAUAAUUCAACAGGGAGCAUCGUGUCACAUUCACUGCAUGUUUGUGAUUUUGUAUGUGGUAACUUUCUCUUCUGACAGAACAAUUUUACGAUUUUUGCACUGAUUUAAAUUAAAAACUGUAAAUAUGUGAAUGAAAAACAAACAUCUGU